Molecule: messenger RNA, 1561 nt
Organism: Aspergillus pseudonomiae
Lineage: Eukaryota; Fungi; Ascomycota; Eurotiomycetes; Eurotiales; Aspergillaceae
Exons: 2
Coding region: 153-1433 (426 amino acids)
Source: RefSeq, a predicted model, not a curated record
CAGACGGUGUGCUCCUUUCAUGCUUUAAUUGGAUUGUACAGUGAUACAGCGCUACCGGUCUCUAUCAAUUUACUACUAUACAAUAGAUAUCCCUGUCUACGCCAGAUCGACGGUCUAACUCCAGUGUACACACUACUUUACUCGGUGCUACGAUGCCCCCCAACACUGGGAGAGGGAAUGGCAACCUUGAUGAUGAUGAUUACGUUGCGCAAGUUCUCACAAAUGAAGCGCGCGACAGUUCUCUGAAGUACUCUGCCCUGGGAAUGGGGGCUUAUAUGCCGAAGAGACCUACAGGUGCUGCUCCUAAACCGAAUACGCGAUUCCUGCGACACAUUAUAAAAGAGACAGACAAUCACAAUUCCGCAUUAAAGCGAAAGGAAGAGAGGGAAGCUAGAGAGCGAAUGCGGCAGCUACGGAACCAACCUACCUCUUCAUCAAACGAUUCUAGAAAAGACUCCCAUAGCCGCCAACCGCGACCAGACGAUCGCAAGUCGCACAGGGACAGAAGGGAAGACCGUGAAGAUAGGCAUAGCUCCUAUCGAAGAAGACAUAGAAGCCGUUCGGCUUCGGCGGACAGAGAUCGCUCCCAUCGACACCGGCGGAGGCGUGAUUCCUACGGCGAGGAUGAAGAUCGACACAGAUCUUCUCGAAGAAGUCGUCGGCAUCGGUCCUAUUCCAGGUCGCGCAGUCGAUCUCCGCGAGAAGAUCGAGAAACGAAGUCUCGCAGUCGCCAUCAUCGACAAAGGAGGCGCUCUAGGUCACCUUCAAGGUCUCGUUCUCGAUCAGUUGAAGUGAACAGUCGGCGCAGACACAUAGAUCGUGAGCAUACACGUGUACGCAAUUCUCGCGAGCAAGGUUCCCCAGAGAUGAGCUCUACAAGCAAAACCAAGGCGGCAUCGCCCUCGUGCCCGGUGGCUGCCCAAGAUCAACAGCCAGGAUAUGAAUCGGACCCUCUUGAGGAUCUUGUUGGGCCCCUACCUCCCCAGGCAAAUCACUCUACUGAUGCUGCGCCGGUUCGUUCUCGAGGACGGGGUGCCUACAGGCCUAAUAUGAGCAACAUUGACGCGCAUUUCGCCCCAGACUACGAUCCUACUUUGGAUGUACAGCUAGAAGAUGACGAUGAGAUUGCGGGUAGCAAGCCCAGCCGCCGCCCGGUAGCCGGCCUCAUGACCGGAGACGAUGAUUGGGAACUCGCCCUCGAAGCAGUCCGUGACCGAGCCCGUUGGAAGCAAAGAGGCGAGGAGAGACUGCGAGAAGCUGGUUUCGACGAUGCUUUUGUGAAGCAGUGGAAAAGCAACACUACAUCUACCGCCGGGGAUUCUGAGGGAAGGUUAGAGGACGUGAAGUGGUCCAAGAAAGGCGAAGGUCGAGAAUGGGAUCGCGGAAAGUAUGUCAACGAGGAUGGGCAUAUUGAUGUUAAGGCUUCUUGGUAGUGAGAUCCAUGAGUGUAAACUGGGUUUGGCGUUUGGGGGCUGGGAUAAUUACCACUUCGGGCUCUAUUAUUUGUUUAGUAAAUACUUCUAUACAUCCAGUAUCCUAUCAUGAAUUACGAUGAGAUGAA